AUGACGGAUACCGGCGUUGCCUCUGAGCAGAACAAGAGAACUGCUGCUGCUGCCGCCGCUCAGCGAUGUCUGGAUUCAUUCAACGAAUGUCUCCUACAUGCAUCGUCUAUCCACGGUUGGCUUAUCCACGAUAGGUUGGAGGUCCAAGUUAUGAUAUUUUCCACUUGGACUACUGAUACUAGAGCUUUUGCUCCUGGGCAAGCGUCGAUGGACCACCGGCUUCGAUACGCCCCCGAGGUGCACAAUAGGAUCAUAGACUUGUUAGAGGCAUUGAACUGCCACAUUCAGAAGCUCUUGAAAGUCCUUCGUGGGCAGCUACCGAGCGGAGAAACACACAUCGCAAGCGUCCUCACCGAAGAGCUAGGCGUGUCUUCAGGUCAUAUUGCUGCCGAGGUCAGGCGUCUCAACAAAUCGUCAAAGAUGAUUCGCAAGGCUAGCCAAGAAUCCCAAAGCAUUCACGCGAAAGCCGUUCAGAUCACAGACGAAGAAGAAAAUUAUGCUGAGCCACCACAGCUUAGCCGUUUGAAACGCUAUUUCGCCGAACGGUUUCCCAAUGCUAGCGUCGCUCUUCAACAGGAACUCGCUGAAGCACUGAUUUCCAAAUCAGAGGAACUUCUACAUUGGGAAUCCCCAUAUGAACUCGCACCUACCCAGUUACAAUACCGGGAUCUCAAGGUCCCAACAACUCUACAGCCCGAGAAGUUCAAAAUGGCCGCUUCGAGCUCAUCCCCCGUUUCAGACACCAUGAUGGUAGCGUUCGACAACCAUGAAGCUCUUCUUUCUCCAACAGCGCCCAGGCCCAAAACCAAGAGAAGUUUCGCGCAGUUUGAGUCAGAGCAGCUGGAGGUUCGUCGAGCUUUGCUCAGAAAGGUUUAUGAGUCAUCCUCGGCUACUAAUCCAAAAAUCUACCUUGACGUUGAAAUGAGAGAUGCACAAGAUAGCUCUUCCUCAAAGGAGCAGCUCAGUCACAUUCUCAAGUCAGACGUUCCGGCCACUUGUGAGAAUUACAUGAACCAUAUGCGAGACGCUCACGAGACAAACCCUGACGGCAAAGAAGUCGACGUCUUGGCCAAUAGCUUCCAGGAGUUGUUUCUACCGCGCCCACCAUGUGAUCAAAACGAGCCGCAAAUCAGUAGCUGUUUGAAGGAUCCCAUAGCUCGCUACUCGAAAUCACCGGCCAGCGGGUCACUUCCAAGGGACUACGACAACAUUUCAGGUGACGUUGCAAGUGAUAAAUAUAGCCCCAACAACUUGCAGCGGCGAAACAGAAGCACUAUCAAUGGUUUGGACAAUGAGAGCAUUCCCAAAUCCCCGCAUGUUACGAAUGAAGACCUGGAUGAUGUAGCUGUGCCAGACACUUUAGCAAACAGCGACGGGAAAGGGUUAGCGGAUGAAUUUCUCAAGAGGGAUAAAACCCAUAGUGAUCCCGUUUGCCAUUCAGGCCAUGUCAUGAUUGACAAGGCAGAGGUAAUCUCUCCAGAAUUGAGUGACGAACAAAUCGGCCAAAAAGUAAAAACACAGCCUGAACACGGGAUCAACUCUAGCUUUGACAUGGAUUCUAACGACAUGGAGAUGGAGGACGUCUAA
Messenger RNA from Trichoderma aggressivum f. europaeum, 1587 nucleotides. RefSeq lists its product as uncharacterized. NCBI's taxonomy places the organism in Eukaryota, Fungi, Ascomycota, Sordariomycetes, Hypocreales, Hypocreaceae. The record is from RefSeq and is a predicted model, not a curated record. Bases 1 to 1587 code for a protein of 528 amino acids. The transcript has 2 exons.